AUGGACCUCAGACGUUUGGACGUGGCCAGACAGGAGGCUCUGGCGCUGGAUACCUGGAUGCAAAGCAAUGGGCUCGAGGAUGAAUCCGACCUGGCGUUCUUCUUCGACAACUAUGCCACCGCUCUGCAAGAAGGGGGUCGCCCUGUAGCAGAAGCCUGGCAGGCAGCCAGAGCUAGAGCAGAGGCCAUGAUGCCUGGAGUGGGCAGACGGAUGGUCAUGGUCGAAGAUGCUUUGGUUACUCAGCAGAUGGCCAGUCAGGCUGCCGCAGCCAGUCGGGCUGAGCGGUCUCAGCCCUCGAGGCCCCAACGUUCCAGGAGCCCGCGACGACGAGCACGGGAGCGUGAAGUUGGCAAGCCUCUUCGGUCACAGGAGGUGGAGCGGGAGGCACAGGCCCUCCUCUACCUUGUCCUUACCAAAGGGCGAGCAGAGGGCCAACCUGCAAGAACUUUGUUGGAGCGAACGGAACCGCCCACUUUGCGAAGAGCACUGCGAACUUACGAUGAGCUGCGAAUGUGGGCAGCUGGCCUUGGGGAGUCGCCCCUUGGCUUGUCUGCUCACCACUUUCCGUCUUUCACAAGGAGCAGCCAGGGGCCUAAGCGAGCGGCGGUGGCCUUGCGGUGGAUCCGCAAGAACUUGGAGGUGGACUGGGACCUUGGCUUGCUCCCCAGGCCCAAGGCCAAGGGCGACAGGUAUGGGCAGGGUGCGCGGCAGGCGGCCGUGCUUGUCCCCUUGCUCAUCCGUUCCUUGAAUACGUAUUUGGGGGCCGAGGACCCAACCACGCCUGAUUGGGCAGUGCUCUUCGGUGCCUAUGCCAUGGUCUUUGGCUGCGUCAGGUUCCGACACCUUCAGCGAUCCAGGCUGGUUAGCUUCAGCGGCUCGGUCCUAAACUUCUGGUGUUCCAAGGGCAAGACCAUCGGCCAGCGCAACGGCUUCCGAUGGAGCCUGCCCCGCUACACCUCGCAUGGGGUUGACCUGGCCGUAGUGUUCCAGAAGUCCCGAGCUAAGGUCCGCCAGGAUAACGUCAUGAACUUUGCACUGGUGGCAAUGCCCUCUGGCAAGAUUGGUGUCCACGCCUUCCAGAUGAGGCUCCGCGCGGUGUUGCAUGCCAUGCUGAACAAGCCGGAGCAGUUGGUCACCUACAGCCUACGUAGAGUCAAUGCCACGGCGGCCGGGAUGGCCGAGCUGGGAGAGCCUGACAGGCUCGCGCUUGGGGGGUGGCAGGAUGCCGGUAAGGUUAAGAGCACCCCCUUUCGGUACGAUGCGGCAAGGGCGACGCGCGAAAUCCACUUGAAGCUGGCUAUGCACAACACCCUCCUGAGCACUGAAGCUGAGACAUGGGAGGAGCUUCAGGCAACCGGCUAUCCGCAGGUGUUUGCUGCUUCGUUGCGGGAGGCCCAGGGCAAGGACCAAACGCUGCAGUGGCGCGACCCUCAGUUCACAUCUUCCCCGUUGCUCUCCGUGGCGGUAAAGGCGUCAUGGCUGGCGCCAAGAAGAGGACGACGUGCUCUAACCGGGAGUCGCCCGGCUGAGCCUGCCGGAGUCACCGGCCAGCGAGUCUCCAGUCAGGAAAUGCGUGACUACCAGCACAGGCCCGUCGCGCCGGCCACGACCGCCAAAAAGAUGGCCAAGCAGAAGUCUAGGCCCCUGACCAAGCGGGCGCCCCAGAAGCCAGCCAGCCAGGCGGUCAACGUGGUUCUCAAGCAAGGGCCGGGCAGUCCGCGCGGCCCGCCGGAGGCUCCGGCAGAAGCAGCGCCAGUCAGGCGCGGGUCCAGUCAGGACCUUGACAAGGCGUUCGACGCACUGGCAGGCCGUCGUGAAGAUGUAGUGCCGGCCACGGUUUGCUAUGCCAUCACGUCGACGCCUGGAACGCUGCUCUCAGAGGACUCUGUUGUGGAGGCGGUUCUCCUGUUGGGAGGCAUGCCUGCUUCCAACGACCCUGCUCUACGCCAGCACCGAGUUCGCCUCUUCGUCAGUGCCAUGGACAGACUUGCCGACACCGUGCCCAGCCAGGUUCACGCCAUCAAGGUCACGGUAAGCCAUCAGGGGCGAGAACGGGCGGCCGCUUGGAAGGCAGCCCUGCACACAAUCCGUUCCACCUUGGCCAACGGCGAGUCUGUUUUGGUUCACUGUGUGGCAGGCAAACACCGCUCUCCCAUCUUAAUGGCCACCUUUCUCGCGCAGUUUCGCCGGGUUCCCUUCGAAGAGGCCUACAAGUACGUGCAGGAGACACGGCAGGGGGUGGAACCGUGGAGAGUCCCAGCCAAAGUACAUGCGUGGGCCGAGUCCACCUCUCACUCUUGGGUUUUCGACCAGCCCAAGAUCCCCGGUAAGCCCCAGCUCCUUCGCAGUCGGCGGGGACACCGAGCAUGGCACAUGAGUUUCCCGCCGUUGCAGGAGGGAGGCCAGCCAGAACCCGUCUGCCUCUGGCGGCAGCGACCGACCUCGCAUCGCAGUUCAUUCCAAAGUGGUGUAGAUGCGGCGGUGGAUCCCUUCGAGGCGGCGGCCUACGGUGAUACUGGGACGCUUGCGCUUUGCCCAACUUGCGCUUCGCUUUUCCCUGCAUCUUGGAUAGUGGCCCUCAAGGACAUCACCGUGGUCGAUAGCUGA
Messenger RNA from Symbiodinium natans, 2607 nucleotides. The record is from the annotation of a GenBank genome assembly. NCBI's taxonomy places the organism in Eukaryota, Dinophyceae, Suessiales, Symbiodiniaceae.